Porites lobata is the source of this 336-nucleotide messenger RNA. Lineage: Eukaryota; Metazoa; Cnidaria; Anthozoa; Scleractinia; Poritidae. The record is from the annotation of a GenBank genome assembly.
AUGGAGAAAAGAAGGAGCAUGUAUAUUCUUCUUCGAGACUGCGAGGGCUAUGUGUUUGUUGACAGGUCGGCACUUGGUCUUCAGCCAAAAGCAGCACCCGCGCCGGUUUUAAAAGGCGAUUUACUCGAGGCUCUUCCACAAGCAGAGCAACCCAAAGAAACAAACAGAAUAGCUCUUGCUGGAGUCAAAAGAAAGGACUUGCGUCUUGAAUGUGAAAAGAGUCAUGUCAAGGAGUUGACUGUCACGAAAACGGAGUCACUGUUGGCUCUUUCUUCAGCUGCGUUCCGUUAUGAAAAAUUCUUAAACAUACAAGAUGUCGGGCAACAAGUAUGGCAA